AUGGCACCCAACUUCAGGAAGAUGAAGGCAUUCGGCAGGAAAGGCUCGACGUCGUCGUCAUCGUCGACUCCCCGGCCCGUACCGCAGUACGACCAAGAGGACUUGGAAUCUGGACACUUCACCGAGGAAACUCAAAAUGUGUACACCACUGCAGAUGCUUCCAUAUCCACCAAGGCGGGCGGCAGCGGUGCCACUUCGGAUGAAUACCGAUCUCUGGUUCAGUAUAUCGACACCUAUAGGGAUCCACAUGCCGAUACGGCUGAGGAAGAGGAGGUCGAGACGAAGAAGAAGCCGUGGUGGAAGGGUGGUGGUGCAGUGGCUGGCAAGAAGACCAGUGACUUUGUCACCCCUGGAGACUGGCUCAACACCGAUAUAAAAGAGGGUCUCAACCCUGUCGAGGUGGAGAGAAGACGGAAGCAGAGCGGAUGGAACGAGCUGACGGCAGAGAAGGAGAACAUGUUUCUCAAGUUCGUUGGCUUCUUCCGAGGCCCCAUCCUCUACGUGAUGGAGGCGGCUGCCAUUAUCGCCUUUGGUCUUCGUGACUGGAUCGACGCCGGUGUGAUCAUUGGUAUCCUGCUGCUCAACGCCAUUGUUGGUUGGUACCAGGAGAAGCAGGCUGCCGAUGUUGUCGCCAGUCUGAAGGGAGAUAUCUCCAUGAAGGCCCGUGUCGUCCGUAAUGGUCGGGAAGAGGAAAUCAGAGCCCGUGAACUCGUCCCUGGUGACAUCGUGAUUAUUGAGGAGGGCACUGUUGUACCUGCUGAUGCACAACUGAUCUGUGAUUACGACGAGGGCGUCGAGGGCUUCAACCACUACAAGGCUGAGCUCAACGCCCAAGACAUGACUUCCCCUCGCGAGAAAAUGGAGGAAGAGGAUGAAGAAGGUUCUCCUCACAUCGGACACCCCAUCGUUGCCAUUGACCAAUCUGCCAUCACUGGCGAGUCUCUCGCCGUCGACAAGUACAUGACCGACAUCGUCUACUACACCACCGGUUGCAAGCGCGGCAAGGCCUACGGUAUUGUCACCUCUGGUGCCCAGGCGUCCUUCGUCGGCAAGACUGCAUCUCUCGUCCAGGGUGCUCAGGACCAGGGUCACUUCAAGGCUAUCAUGAACUCGAUCGGAACUGCUCUGCUGGUUCUGGUCGUUCUCUUCACCCUCGCCGCCUGGAUUGGAGGUUUCUACCGCAACCUGAACAUUGUCGGCUCUCCCGAUGACUCCAACAACCUGCUGCACUACCUCCUUAUCCUCCUCAUCAUUGGUGUUCCUGUUGGUCUGCCCGUUGUCACCACCACGACUCUUGCCGUCGGUGCUGCCUACCUCGCCCAGGAGAAGGCCAUCGUGCAGAAGCUUACUGCCAUUGAGUCUCUCGCUGGUGUCGAUAUCCUCUGCUCCGACAAGACCGGUACCCUGACCGCCAACCAGCUUUCAGUUCGCGAGCCCUUCCUGAUGGAGGGUGUCGAUGUCAACUGGAUGAUGGCUGUCGCUGCUCUCGCCUCCAGCCACAACACCAAGGCUCUCGACCCUAUCGACAAGAUCACCAUCCUCACCCUGAAGCGCUAUCCCAAGGCCAAGGACAUGAUUUCCGAGGGCUGGACGACUGAGAAGUUUAUGCCCUUCGACCCCGUCUCCAAGCGUAUUACCUCUAUCUGCACCUACAACGGCGUUAGAUACGAAUGCUGCAAGGGUGCUCCUAAUGCCGUGCUCAAGACCUGCAAUGUUUCCGCUGAGCAGUCCGCGCUCUUCAAGGAGAAGGCGACUGAGUUCGCCCGCCGUGGUUUCCGUUCUCUGGCUGUUGCUGUUCGCGAGGGCGACGGUGCUUGGCAGAUGCUCGGCAUGCUUUCUCUCUUCGACCCUCCCCGCUCUGAUACCGCCCAGACUAUUGCCGAUGCGCAGACUCUUGGUCUGCAGGUUAAGAUGCUGACUGGUGAUGCCAUCGCUAUCGCCAAGGAGACCUGCCGCAUGUUGGCCCUCGGAACCAAGGUGUACAACUCGGACAAGCUGCUGCACAGCGACAUGGCUGGCAACUCUAUCUACGACCUUUGCGAGCGGGCUGAUGGCUUCGCCGAAGUCUUCCCUGAGCAUAAGUACAAGGUCGUGGAGAUGCUCCAGCAGCGUGGCCAUUUGACUGCUAUGACUGGUGACGGUGUGAACGAUGCUCCUUCCCUGAAGAAGUCGGACUGUGGUAUUGCCGUCGAAGGUGCUACCGAGGCCGCCCAGGCCGCUGCAGAUAUCGUCUUCCUCGCCCCUGGUCUUUCAACCAUCGUCUCUGCCAUCAAGAUCUCUCGCCAGAUUUUCCAGCGCAUGAAGGCGUACAUCCAGUACCGUAUUGCGCUCUGCCUGCACCUGGAACUCUACCUCGUCACCUCCAUGAUCGCCAUCAACGAGACCAUCCGUGUCGACCUGAUCGUCUUCCUAGCUCUCUUUGCUGAUCUUGCUACUAUCGCCGUCGCCUACGACAAUGCCCACUUUGAGCGCCGCCCCGUUGAGUGGCAGCUGCCCAAGAUCUGGAUCAUCUCUGUUGUGCUCGGCACCAUGCUGGCGAUGGGCACCUGGAUUCUUCGCGGCACUCUCUGGCUCAGCAAUGGUGGUGUGAUUCAGAACUACGGCAGCGUGCAGGGGAUCCUCUUCCUGGAGGUGUCCCUCACGGAGAACUGGCUGAUCUUUGUCACCCGCGGCUUCGAGACGUACCCGUCCUUCCAGCUCGUGGCGGCCAUCUUUGGCGUUGACGUGCUGGCGACGCUGUUCUGUGUGUUUGGCUGGUUCACGGGCGGCGCGGAGACCCAGACCAUCCCGGCUACACUGUCGUCUGCGCUCUCCUCCAACGGCCGCACCGACAUCGUGACCGUCGUUGUUGUGUGGUGCUACUCCAUCGCUGUGGUCAUCGUCAUCGCCAUCGUGUACUUUGUCAUGACGGGCUGGACGACUCUUGACAACCUCGGCCGCAAGAAGAGGUCCAAGACCGACACCCUGAUGGAGAACAUCAUCACCCAGCUCGGCAAGGUGUCGAUCGAGCACGAGAAGGAUGACAAGGGCGCCAACAGGUUUUACCUGGCGCAGAAGAUCAUCACCGAGGAGGAAGAUUGA
Molecule: messenger RNA, 3081 nt
Organism: Cryphonectria parasitica EP155
Lineage: Eukaryota; Fungi; Ascomycota; Sordariomycetes; Diaporthales; Cryphonectriaceae
Exons: 6
Coding region: 1-3081 (1026 amino acids)
Biological process (GO): regulation of intracellular pH; proton export across plasma membrane
Cellular component (GO): plasma membrane
Molecular function (GO): P-type proton-exporting transporter activity; ATP binding; ATP hydrolysis activity
Source: RefSeq, a predicted model, not a curated record